CGGCUGAUAACCAGAGCAGUAAUGGUAGUGUGGAGUACUUCCCUCACCCUCCCUGCCGCCGCCCUCACUCUCCCCACACUUCCACACCCACCUCGAGUAGUACCUCCAGAGUGUCUUUAAGCCUGAUGAAGCUGUAACUCGGGAAGAAAAACGAACCAAUAAGAAGUGUCAGGAGCCAGACAUGAACAGCUGCACCUGAGUGGGCCUCAGAUAAGGAGCCAGACCGCACCAGAUACACCUGUGCAUUCCUCGUGAGACAGGAAGAGUGCCAAGCAGUGGUGCCAUGGUGACGUGGAUCGUCAGGAGCGCCUCCUGAAGUGUGGAAUAUUGCUGUGAACAGACGAGCAAUGUUGAGGCGUGAGUCACUAGUGGACUGACCGCACAAGCCACAGUUUAAGUGUGGAUAUUGUGGCAAAAUCAGUGUGUUCCUUGAUCUAGAGUAAGAGAUUGAAGCACACGAGAUGCAGUAGAAAAUAUUUUAAAAAGUAUAACCCCCCAAAAAAAGACGUCGGGAAAGCGUUCGUGUGAUGUGGGAGAAAGCUUUCGCUAAGAAGUGUGUGUGACGUAAGGAACAAUUUCGUUAAGAAGUGUGAGGCGGAGGGUAAGAUUUGCUUAAGAAGUGUGUGCGAAGAAUUCAUUAGGAAGUGCGUGUCUGAGAGAAAGCUUUCGUUAAGAGGCGUUUAACGAAAACGCCAGCGGAUGAAUCCGGAGGCGUGGAGGAGGGCGAUGUAGAGUGUGGAGGGAGGCGCAGCAGCAGGAUGGUCAACGCCGGGGCGGUGGCAGGCGGCGGCCUGCGCGGUGAUCCCUCCGUCAGCAGGCCGCGGGCCAGCGUCUUCAGGCGCGUCCUCACCACCGUCGGCAUAGUCUCUAAAGAGGAACGGCUGGUGGCUGCAGCGGACGUGGGGGAUGUCUCGGCGGUGUCGGGGCUGCUGAGCUCUGGCGCCGACGUCAACUGGCAGAACAGCCAUGGGGAGAGUGCCCUCAUGUACGCUGCUUGGCGGGGGCACGAGGCAGUGGUUGCCUCCAUACUCCAGCACCCCGCCACUCACGUCAACCUCCAGGAUAACGAUGGAUGGACGGCGCUGCUGUGGGCAUCCCACGGAGGUCACACUGGCGUGGUGCGGCUCUUCAUGGUGCACCCAGACACGGAGCCUGACCUCUCUAACAAUGCCGGCGAGACAGCCCUCAUGAAGGCUUCCGUUUUCGGCCACGAGAGCGUUGUCAGGCAACUUACUGGCUCCUACCGCACCUCGCUGGACAAACACCAUCCCGACGGCUCCACGGCUUUGCUGUGGGCGGCGGCGGGGGGCAAUGUUGGCUGUGUCACAUUUCUGCUUGAUGAAAAUGCCAGUCUGGACACAACUGACAAAGAUGGCAUGGAUGCCCUCAUGUGGGCCGUGUCUGUGGGGCAGACAGAGACAACAGAACUGCUGGUAAGGCGCGGAGCAAACCUUUCCAGGAGGGAUAAAAUUGGUCGCUCUCCAUUACUUAUGGCGGCGGAGACAGGUCAUGCAGAGGUGGCCAACAUUCUGCUCCAACACGAUGGUACUGACAUCAAUCUUUGCACGAAAGACAAAGUGACGCCUCUCAUGCGCGCAGCUGAACACGGCCACUCGGUAAUCGUCAACAUGCUCUGCAAAUGCCGCGACAUAGACGUUAACAUGCAGGAUGGUCAGGGCCGGUCAGCGCUCAUAUUUGCGUCGCGCUCUGGUCAUGCAGACUGUUGCUAUAUCCUCCUUCACCACCCAAGUAUUGACCCCAAUCAAUGUGACUUGGAGGGGCUUUCUCCAGCCAUGAUGGCGGCCACAGCCGGACAUGAAGAGGUUUUAGCAGCACUUCUGUCGCACCGCGAGAUCUGCAUCUCUACUAAGUCCAGAAAUGGUUUCACAGCCUUUAUCCUGUCCGCUCGCAGUGGCCAACGAACCAUCGUCCAGAGGUUGCUUGCACACCCCGAAGUAGACAUUAAUGAGAGGGACGGAAACGGAAUGACUGCCCUUGCAUGGUCGGCUAGGAACGGCGCGGUACAUGUCGUGGAACUCCUGCAGCAGUACCAGUCGCUUCAGCCCAACAUACCAGACGAAGAUGGAUUAACUCCCAUUAUGUGGGCAGCAAGAAACAACCAGCUACUUGCAGUAAAGACCCUGUUAAGAGAUUCACGUAACGACAUAGACGCUAAGGAUAAAGACGGUCGCACGGCUCUAACUUGGGCCAAAUUACAGUAUAACAAGGAUAUAGAGCAGUUGCUCACACGGUAUGGACAACUAGCGUCAACAAUAACUGAUGACAGUAUAGAUGAUUCUGCCUCGGAUUCGUCACUCCACACACCAUCCGCCAUGAACCGGCGUUAUAGUGAUCAAGUCAGCGACAUACAGGUGGAUAACAUUGGAGACGUCGUCAAGUUACUGGAGAAUGGGCCUUACAUCAGUUGGCGGCAAAAGACCGGCAAGACGUCGUUUGCAUGGUCGGUGGCCAGCGGGCAGACCGAGGUGGUGAAGGUGUUUCUGUUGGUGCCCGGGUUGGACGUGAACGAGCGGGACGAGCAAGGCCACACACCUCUCAUGGCAGCAGCACGAAAUGGUCACGCAGACGUUAUUAAGCUUUUACUGUUGCACGAUAAUGUCAAGAUCAACUGCACGGACUGGCGUGGCCGCACGGCACUCAUGAUUGCCGCCGAAUUUGGCCAGCUUCGUGCCUUGGUCAUCCUCCUUAAGUGCCCGGAAGUGAACAUCAACCAGACAGACGAUGACGGCCACACAGCGCUUACUAUCGCCGUCAUUGCUGGCAUGUUUGAGAUCACAAAUGCCCUUCUGCGGCAUCCAUCCAUCGAUGUCAAUAUCACUGCUACAGACAAGUGCAGUGCGUUAUUGUUCGCCGUUCGUGCAGGACAUAACGAAGUGACUGAACUUUUGAUAGGAUUCAAAAGCACAAACAUUAACCUAGCAGACGACUGUGAAGAAACUGCACUUCACGUGGCGGCCGGCCAUCACGGCAACAGUUUCGUGACGCGCCUUCUCCUUCAACACCCUUAUGUUGGUGUCAAUCGCUGUAAUAUUCAGGGUUGCACCGCCCUAAUACUCGCAGCCAAAAACGGCCACCUCGACUGUGUUAAACUACUGAUGGAGCAUCCUCUCAUUGACGUGAACCAGCGAGACAAGGAUGGGAAGACGGCUCUCGUAUACGCCUGCAUGAUGGGCAGAGAAGACAUUGUAUGUCUUUUGUUUUCUCAUCCAGAUGUUGAUCCAAACAUUAGGUGUAAUGAGAAAGGCAUGUCAGCACUGCUGCUGGCCGCACGCCAUAACCAUGGUGGGGUGGUGGGCCUACUGUGUGCUCGCAACAACAUCGAUGUAAACCAAGUAGACGAGUUUCGGGCAUCGGCGCUGAUGCACUCAGUAAGACGCGGGUCUCGGCCCUCUGUGCAGGCGCUUCUCGACCGAAACGACAUUGACAUCAACAUUCCUGAUGCUGAGGGCAAGACGCCCCUCAUCCGGGCGCUAGCAUCCAAUCACUAUGAUCUGGCGAUGCUGUUGCUGGCGCGCCCUGACGUCAAUGUCAAUGCCCAGACGCUAGAGUCUAAAACAGCCCUCAUGUACGCUGCCAUAUACCCAGAGGGCCUCCCAGCGCUCAAACUCCUGCUGGCCAACAAGAACAUCGAGGUGAACACCACAGAUGAGCGGACAUGCACGGCGCUGCUGCACGCCUGCAAGAGUGGCAACGUGGAGGCGGCGUUGGCUCUGGUGGAGACAGACGGCGUGGACCUUGAGGUGCGGGAUGACCAGGGCAUGACGGCGCUCAUGUGGGCCGCCAUGCUAGGCUUCCGCGUCAUCGUCACUGCGCUCCUGCAGGUCCGGACGAUGGAGGUAAACGCACUGACGCCGGACGGGUUGUCUGCUUUGGGCCUGGCGUGUGAGGCGGGGCAGGUGGAGGUGGUGCAGCUCCUGGCCUCCCAACCCACCGUCGACGUUAACGCUGGCGACACUGCUGGCCGGACCCCGCUAGUAGCUGCCCUCGAGAGGGCCCAGCACGAGUGCGUGAGGGUGCUGCUCCAACACCCAGCCCACUCCCUCUCCCGAGCGGGGGUGAGGCCGCCCUACCUCCCGCCCACCCUCAAGGCCAUGGUCAACCUCUACAGGAAGAACAGCCAGGUGCGUCAUGCGCUGGUGCUGAGUGCGCCGCCGCCCUCGCUGGUGAUGGACGGCGUGGGACGCGCAGGGGACGCAUGCGUGGCGGGGGGCGGGGAACUGGCCUCCGUCCUCCUCUCACUACCCAGGCCCUUCCAGGUGGUCCAGCACGUGCUGCGGCGGGCCACAACACAGUCCCUCUCCGAGCACGUCGGAGACUUCGCCGCCAAGCUGGACCCUGACGAGGACGGAGCCGUCGUCCUCUACAUCAGCGGAGAGGUGUUGGUGACUCCAGAGGGCCCCGCCCUGAGCCUGCCCUCCGCUCACUCCGCCCCCACCAACGUCCUCCUCGACUCCAUGGUGCGCGCCCUCGCCGCUACGCCCACACUGGUGCUGAUCGUUGAUGCCGUGAGCGUGCGGGCGGACGGCAUGGCGUGCGAGUCUGCCAUGGUCAACACCCUGGCCCACAUCCUGCCUCCCCUCGUCCACCCCAACAUGGCCAUCCUGGGAGGGGUCUCCAUGGAGCGCCUGCAGAUGGUUGGGUCGCGAUGUUCGUCCUUCAGCGGCGUGGUGGCGCGGGAGAUCCUCCAUGGCGUCAGUCUCCCUCAGCUCCACCGCAGGAUCAACCAAGCCCUUUCCCGCGCCCCCAGCUCUCCCGUCCCCACCGCUACGCCCCCGCCCGCCACCUUCGUCUCCAACAUGACCCACGACUGGCUCUUCUGAGGCCGAGGACCCAUCAAUGCUCUCUGCAUUCACGGAAACUUUUUUGUUUUUUCUGUUUCGUCCGGCCCGGGUGACCUUCAGGUGAUGUGAGCCAUGGACGUGAGGCAAGGAGAGGCCCCAUGGUAGAGUGGUGUGUGGUGAUGAAUGGUGACCCCAGGGUGGUGUGUGGUGAUGAUUGGUGACCCCAGGGUGGUGUGUGGUGACCCCAGGGUGGUGUGUGGUGAUGAAUGGUGA
Molecule: messenger RNA, 5075 nt
Organism: Procambarus clarkii (red swamp crayfish)
Lineage: Eukaryota; Metazoa; Arthropoda; Malacostraca; Decapoda; Cambaridae
Product: serine/threonine-protein phosphatase 6 regulatory ankyrin repeat subunit B
Molecular function (GO): protein binding
Source: RefSeq, a predicted model, not a curated record